Closterium sp. Naga37s-1 is the source of this 996-nucleotide messenger RNA. The record is from the annotation of a GenBank genome assembly. Lineage: Eukaryota; Viridiplantae; Streptophyta; Zygnematophyceae; Desmidiales; Closteriaceae.
AUGGCGUCCGCGACUUUAGCCGCAACAGCGGCCUCAACGGCCACUCUCUCCGACGGGAAGAAGCGGGUUCUCUUAAGCAGCAGUGACAAUGCCUGCAAUCCCGCGUUCGUCGCUCAUGUCGGCCGUACAUUGAACAUUCCCGCGCUUAGAAUAACGCCGCGUCGCGUCGCUGGCCAGGUGUCCGCGUCAGCCGAUCGGACGGUCGUCGCGGCCGCCACGUCACCGGCCGGCGAAGCGCCAGUCAGAGCGCUCGUUUUCGACUGCGACGGGGUGAUCCUAGAGUCUGAGGACCUCCAUCGGCGCGCUUAUAACGCGGCGUUCGCGCAUUUCGCGAUUCGGUGCCCGGGAGAGAAGGCGGUCGUUGAUUGGACGACGGAGUUUUACGAUGUGCUGCAGAAUAAGAUCGGCGGCGGGAAACCCAAGAUGCGAUGGUACUUCAACAAGAAUGGGUGGCCUCAUUCGUCGUUUCUCCCCGCCCCUCCCGCCACGGAUGCUGAAAAGGACGUGCUUAUAGACACGCUGCAGGAUUGGAAGACGGAGAAAUACCAGCAAAUGAUUGGAUCCGGGCAGGUGCCAGUGCGGCCAGGCGUGUUAGAGCUGAUGGAUGAAGCUAGACAGAGGGGUCUGCUGGUGGCGGUGUGUUCUGCAGCCACCAAGAGCUCAGUCGUUUUCACUCUCACCAGCCUGCUGGGGAAGGAGAGGUUUGAGCGAUUGGAUUGCUUCUUGGCAGGCGACGACGUGCCAAAGAAGAAGCCAGACCCCACCAUUUACAAGAUCGCCGCGCAGCGUCUGGGAGUGCCCCCCUCGUCGUGCCUGGUGGUGGAGGACAGUGUGAUUGGCCUGCAGGCUGCUCUGGGAGCCGGCAUGCUGUGUGUCAUCACCUACACGCCUUCCACCAAGAGCCAGGAUUUCACUGGGGCUGUAACUGCGUUUGAUGAUCUUGGUGGAGUUUCUUUGGAUAAGCUCAUUAGUGCAUGCUCUGCUGUUGUCUCCUGA